This is a messenger RNA of Prunus avium (sweet cherry), 892 nucleotides long. The record is from RefSeq and is a predicted model, not a curated record. Lineage: Eukaryota; Viridiplantae; Streptophyta; Magnoliopsida; Rosales; Rosaceae.
GCCAAGCUCGCAGCAGCAAAAGAAAAGUUUGGGAGAGAAAUUCGUGUUUUUGAAACGUCAGCUGCUUCUUCUUCGCAAACUGAAGAGUCUAUUACUGAGGAGACAGAUGAAUUUUUUGAGUUCACAGCAGAGGAUUAUUAUCGAAUUAUGAAUGCCAAAAAGGAAGAUAAGGUUCUAAAAACACGAAAGCUUAAAGAGGCAGAACAGGCAGCCCGCAGGUCAAGGAUAACUAAGACUGUGAUCAGGGUUCGAUUUCCUGAUAAUCACACAUUAGAGGCCACUUUUCAUCCAUCAGAAACAGUUCAGAGCUUGGUUGAUCUCCUCACGAAAGUAGUUGCUCGACCAGAAUUACCAUUCUACAUAUAUACUACUCCUCCUAAGAAGCAGAUAAAAGACACGUCACAGGAUUUUUACUCUGCUGGCUUUGUUCCUGGUGCAAUUGUGUAUUUUUCAUAUAAUAUACCAAAAGCAGAUGAUGCUUCAGAUGCCAAGUCAGGUCCCUUCCUUCAGGAAGAGAUCAUGUCUUUGAAAGGUUUGGAACUCCUCACUAAACAUGCCGAGCCUGUUGAGUCUGCACCAGAAACAAUACCAGAGGCAUCACCUCCUGUUGUUCAAGAGAAGAAGCCUGCAGAGAAAAAACCUGUUAAGCCAAAAUGGCUGAAACUGUGACAUGAAUCACAUGAGUUCUGUAAAUUGAUGGGCGCAACUCCCUAUCUUUAAGAUUGUGCUGAUUCUGACCGUUAUUUGAUGGCCGCAACUUGCCGUUGGAUAAUUGUUAGGAGUUUCAAGAGAGAACUUUUGCAUAUGUGCUUUGCUAAGGUGGUUCAUAUUUUCUAAAACAAUGUAUGAAUGUUAACCAUAUAUGAAAUGUGAUAAAAGUUGUUAGUUGUUU